Molecule: messenger RNA, 3798 nt
Organism: Knipowitschia caucasica
Lineage: Eukaryota; Metazoa; Chordata; Actinopteri; Gobiiformes; Gobiidae
Source: the annotation of a GenBank genome assembly
AUGAUCUUCACUUCGUCUGAAAAGAACGUGCUUUUUUGGUUGACUGGUUUUUUUAUUCUUUUACGAGUCACAGAGUGUGACAAAAUACGGCUGGUGGGACCCUCCAGGUGCUCCGGGAGGGUCGAGGUUUUCCAUGACGACAGCUGGGGCACCAUUUGUGACGACCAGUGGAGCAUGUCCAACGCUGAGGUGGCGUGCAGAGAGCUGAGCUGUGGGUCGCCACUGGAGGUCAAGAACGAGGCCUUCUUUGGGCAUGGGAAGGACCAGAUCUGGCUGGACGAUGUCAAAUGCUCUGGACAAGAGCUUUCUAUCUUCAAGUGUGAACAUAAAGCUUUUGGAGAGCACAACUGUGGCCACGGAGAGGACGCAGGAAUCAUUUGCUCCGAUUUUUUGCGAUUGGUGAAUGGCAGUGGUCAUUGUAGUGGAAGAGUGGAAAUCUUCCAUAACGGCCAAUGGAAAAGAGUUUGCUCCUCGGACUGGGGAGAGAAACAAGCCAGUCUGGUGUGUCAGGAGCUGCACUGUGGUCCUCCAGAUCCUCUUCAAACUGGCACGUUCGCCUUUGGGGCAGCGCCAAGAACUGGUGGAGUCAAAACCAGCUGUUUGAGAAAUGAGACCUCUCUCUCCAUGUGCAGUCAUCAAAACCUGCAGGAGAGCUGUGUGGAUGCUACUGUGGUUUGCUCAAAUAAUAAACCUAUCCGGGUGGUAAAUGGAACGAGCCGGUGCUCAGGUCGGGUGGAGAUCUACCAUUCUGGGCAGUGGGGCACCAUCUGUGACGACCACUGGGGCAUACAGGAGGCCAACGUCGCCUGUCGGGAGUUGAACUGUGGGAAUGCAAUCGCGGUCAAAUACAAGGGCUUUUAUGGCAUGGGCACAGGUAGAGUUUGGUUGGAUGAUAUGGACUGCACAGGGAUGGAGAGUCUGCUGUCUGAGUGUCCACAUCGAGGCUUCGGGGAGAACGACUGUGACCACAAUGAAGACGCAGGGAUAGUCUGCUCAGAGUCUGUCAGACUGAUCAAUGGCACAGACCGGUGUUCUGGUCGAUUGGAGGUUUUACACAACGGCCAAUGGAGCAAGAUCUGCAAUGAUAACUGGAGCUUGUCUCAAGCAAAGGUGGUGUGCAGGGAGCUUGACUGUGGAGCCCCCAAAGAGCUUCAUGGAGCUCUGCAUUUUGGUGACAGCGCGGCACAGCAAGGUUACACGGCAAGCUGCUCUGGAAGUGUGGAUUCAAUCUCUCAGUGCAGAAUACAGGCGAGCACGAGGUCAUGUGACGGGGCUUUUGUCUCAUGUGGAGAUGGGCAGCCUCUCAGACUGGCCAACGGCACUGACCGGUGUUCUGGCAGAGUAGAGAUGUAUCAUGACGGAGAGUGGGGAACCGUGUGUGAUGACGAGUGGGACAUCCGUGAGGCAGAAGUGGUGUGCCGCGCCAUGGACUGUGGCACGGCUCAGAUGGCCAUGAGCAGCGCUUUCUUUGGGGAAGGCGACGGAACCAUCUGGCUCGAUGAUCUCGACUGUGCGGGGAACGAGUCUUCGCUUGUGCACUGUCAGCACCCUUUGUUUGCAGAGAAUAACUGUGGCCACGCGGAAGAUGCCGGCGUUAUCUGCUCAGUAAACCUCAGACUGACCAAUGGGGUAGACCUGUGCUCUGGGCAAGUGGAGGUCUAUCACAACGAAAUGUGGGCUCCUGCUGUGGAUGUGAACUGGGGCAUGAAUGAGGCGUCGGUGGUCUGCAGAGAAAUGAACUGUGGGGAUGCUCUGCCUGUGCUUGGGUCGCACUCUCAUAAGGAGCUGCUGGGAGGAGUUAAAGUCAGCUGCAGCGGCAGAGAGAGCCGUAUCACUCAGUGCACACUCCGGGAGUACACCAGGACUGGCAGUGGCCAUCUGGAACAGGCCUCUAUAGUUUGUACAGGUAAUGUCAAGUUGGUGGGUGGUCCCAAUCGCUGUGCUGGCCGCGUGGAGGUGUACAAACAAGGCCAGUGGGGGGACGUGUGUGGGGAGUUGUGGGACGUAAACGACGCUGGGGUGGUUUGUCGGCAGCUGAAGUGUGGAGCAGAACACAGCAUCACCUCUGCUCUGGACUACGGUCACGGCUCCGGACACGUCUGGGUGGACCAGAUCGAGUGCAGCGGGCGCGAAACCUCCGUGUCACAGUGUCCACAACGACCGUUUGUAACAAGAGCCUGCAACGUCACCUCACUGGCCGGAGUCGUUUGUUCAGACGCUUUGAAUGUCCGAUUGGCAGCAGGCACCGACUCCUGCUCUGGGCGGGUGGAGGUGCUGUCUGGUGCAGCCUGGGCCACCGUUUGUGAUGCCGACUGGACGUUGGAGAAAGCAGAGGUGGUGUGUGAGACCAUCGAGUGUGGACAUGCCGUGAACGCUCCCGGUGCUGCCCACUUCAGCCCAGGAACAGGGUCUGUAGUCGACACCAGCGAUACAUGCUUUACCAACGGGACAACUCUGCAGAAGUGCGUCCAAACCGGCUUCACAACGUCUGCGUGCGGACACGAGAGGGACGCUGGCAUUGUUUGUGCAAAUUCGAUUCGAGUGGUGGGCGGCACCAACUCCUGCUCUGGUCGAGUGGAGAUCUAUCACAAAGGACAGUGGGGAACCGUGUGUGAUGAUGACUGGUCACUGGAUAACGCUAAAGUGGUGUGCAGACAGAUAGGCUGCGGUCAGGAACUGGCCGCUCCCAUAGGUGCCCACUUCGGGAGAGGGGAGGGUCCCAUAUGGCUGGACAAUGUGGAGUGCACUGGAGAUGAGCUGGCCCUGUCGCAGUGUCCUCGUCCCAAUUAUGGAGUCAACAACUGUGGCCACAGUGAAGACGCCAGUGUCAUAUGUUUAGGAGACCUUAAUAAGCCCCAGUUGAGCGUGAGUCCUGGUCCGGAGGUGAGCUGGGGUGAACGAGUGGAGAUCACCUGCACAAUAGUCACUGAACAACUGGGCGGGACAUUUGUGCUGAGCAACAGUCAAGGAACACUGAAAAGUGAAAAGUUUUCCGAAAGUGAAGCAGCAACUUUUGUUUUCCCCAAAGUAAACUUCACUCAAAAGGGCUCGUACUUUUGUGAAUUCAAGAAAAAAGUGCUCAGUCAAGUCAUCAGUUUCCCUCAAUCCAAUAUUGUUGAUUUGACUGUGAAAGUGAACUUGGAAAAACCCAGCAUCACCUUGACAUCACCGCAUGCCAUGUUGAUCUACAGCCCUGACAAGCUAACCGUCAAAAGAGGGGAUAGCUUUUUCAUCACUUGCUCUGUGCAUUCUACAUACGCGGGUGGCUUCUUCUACCUCACCAAGUCUGACACCAACAGAAGUGAACCAAAAACGGCGACCGGCCACUCUAUAUUUUACUUGGCCAACUUUGAGUUUCCGUCAAUAGACUACGAACAUCAAGGACUGUAUAGCUGCAUCUAUGCCAUGAAUAUCUCGUCGCAAUGCUUCUAUUCGGAUGCAUCCAAAACUAUUCAAGUCACUGUGGUUGCUGGGUCCUCGUCCUCCACUGUGACUGGUGUUGUUGUCGGCAUAGUGGUGUUGGUGAUUGUACUGGUUAUUGGUUACUUGCUCUGGAGGAGGAGAAGAUGGGGUGCAGGUUCCACUGUGACCUUUAGUAACCGAAUGGAUGGAACAAUUCAACAAGAUAUGGACGAAAGAAGAUUUAAACCUUUAGAAAACAGAGGUGCCCAGACUCGUCGUGACUUUACUCGUGCUUCAGAGGAAAAGAAAGAGGAUUCUGAAAACAGCGUGGAGAGGGUCCCUGAAGAUCUGGCAGGUCGAGUCUGUUACGAGCUAGAACCACUUGUCGAGUGUUGA